UGUUGCUGGCAGGUGGAAAGUUGUGGAUUGGAAUGAGAUAUUUAAAUAUGGGGUGAGGUGCAGGCGACACUCCGCGCUAGUGCGGUUGCCAUCGAGAUGUGGUUUCAUGACAAACAUCCUGUCUUGACACCAUCCCCUGCAUCUUUUCAAAGACAGCAAGCCUCUGCCCUAACAUUAAUAUUAAUAUACAACGCCUCUCUAUAUUGUCGCCAUGGCAGAUCCACAGAAACAGCUUCAGGCGCUUAGUGAUGAGUACCAGAAGCUUGAAACGGAGCUCCAAGAGAUUGUACAGGCCCGCGAGAAAUUGGAAGCGCAGCAGCAGGAGAAUAAAAGUGUACAGAAGGAAUUCAAGUCCCUUGAAAGCGACGCGAACAUAUACAAAUUGGUUGGCCCGAUUCUUCUUAAGCAAGAUAAGCAUGAUGCCGUGAUGGCUGUAGACGGACGUCUGGGUUUUAUCGAAAAGGAGAUAACUCGAAUCGAAAAGCAAAUAAGUGAUAUUCAAGAGAAGAGCGAGAAAAAGAAGAUUGAGAUUAUUCAACUACAAACGCAAUUACAACAGCAACAGCCUCCAGAAGGCACAGCUACUGCCUGAUAGUGACAAUCAAUGCGGUCCUAUAUAAAUAUAAUGACUUGAUGACCAGGUCCAGUUCCUUUGCCCAGAGCCAUAUCUUCCCUCUGUAACACUGGAUUAUUACGAAACCGUUCCGAGCCUUGGGAGCAUUUGCCCCACUAUAUGUAUCCUGGGAAUGUUCUAGGUUAAAUUCCCUAUAAGGGAACCGAUUGCGACUGAGGAACUAGAUUCAUUGGCGACCAAGACAAAUGCAAUUGACAGAUUUAGGAAUACGGUCAAGCGCAGGCAGCUGCAAAGACAACAGAGCAGUGCCAAUAGCAGAGGUUGACAAAGGGAAAAGAGGGUUAAAACGGCGUAUUUGUUUAGCGCACUAUUUUUCCUGACUAUAGCAUGCACCCGCAUUUGCUUCAAAUUGUUUAUCUGCACCGAGAAAAGGACAGCAGCUGUUCAGAGCUAUCAUCGCUCAAUGACACACACAUAUCCCGCAAGUUGCGGUCACAUCAACGUGCUUUACCAUGGACUUCCCCAAGACUAGAAAAUUUUAACGAAAAAGAUAUUCGACUAUAAAUUAAGAUAUUGCCAAAAUAUGCACUGGUCAUAGCUCUACCACGCGUCUAUAUCCCCUAAGUACUAAUAUUUUUAGUCCAUUUCAUGGAUGGAAGGGUUGAAGGAGAGAAAGAAAUGAAACAAACCGCACAUUCGAAGAAAGGAAUACAGACCGUCUAUCUCUAUCCUGAUACUACACUCAACACAAAAAGAGAAUCAUUCUAAGCCUUGACGAGAAGACUUUGUCCCGUCAUUUCCUUGGGCUGUUCAAUGCCCAUGGCCGCGAGGAUGGUUGGCGCAACAUCACCCAAAACGCCACCGGACUUCUUCAAGCUCCAUCCUCUGGGGCAUUAGCCAUGAUGAAGGGAACUUUGUUGGUCGUAUGUGACGUUUUGGGUGUUCCCUCAGCGUUCUUCAUCUCUUCGGCGUUCCUGUACCAGCGUUGUUAGUAUUUCAGACUUCAGAUAUAUGUUAUGUUACAUUUACUUGAACUAAACGUACCCAUGGUCAGCAGUAACGAAAAGAAUAUAUCCAUUCUGCUUGCAGGCUUCGAAAACCCGUCCAAUAGCCUUAUCCGUGGCCGUCACGGCCUCAAUGGUAGCUUCAUACACUCCGGUAUGACCCACCAUGUCUGGUGGGGCGAAAUUGUUCAUCAGGAACUCGAAUUUCUUCUCCCC
Messenger RNA from Blastomyces dermatitidis ER-3, 1794 nucleotides. RefSeq names its product prefoldin beta subunit. Gene Ontology annotation, molecular function: protein-folding chaperone binding. Gene Ontology annotation, cellular component: prefoldin complex; cytoplasm. The transcript is spliced from 5 exons. The record is from RefSeq and is a predicted model, not a curated record. NCBI's taxonomy places the organism in Eukaryota, Fungi, Ascomycota, Eurotiomycetes, Onygenales, Ajellomycetaceae. Gene Ontology annotation, biological process: chaperone-mediated protein complex assembly; protein folding. Bases 212 to 592 code for a protein of 126 amino acids.